Messenger RNA from Lachancea nothofagi CBS 11611, 768 nucleotides. The record is from the annotation of a GenBank genome assembly. NCBI's taxonomy places the organism in Eukaryota, Fungi, Ascomycota, Saccharomycetes, Saccharomycetales, Saccharomycetaceae.
AUGUGCGACGCCAAAGCUCUUCGGAUUCUAUUCAAGUCGCCUGUGACGGACGACAUGAUCCGGUUUCUCACCAACACCACGCUGGCCGUGAUUCCAUGUGCCAAGGAUCAAAGAAACGCAUACCCUUCGCCUCCUAAUAGUCCACAACAUGCCCACAAGAAACCCUUGCCCUCGCUAAUGACUUUUAUCACGCGGCUGGUCCGCUACACCAACGUCUACACGUCAACUCUGCUCACGGCGACGUGCUACCUACACAAGCUUCAGGAAAUCCUGCCUCGGGAUGCCCAUGGACUGCCAUCUACCAGUCACCGCAUUUUCCUGGCCUGCUUGAUCCUCAGUGCUAAAUUCCAUAACGAUUCCUCACCCCAAAACAAGCAUUGGGCGGAUUACACUGAUGGCAUUUUCUGUUUGGAGGACGUCAACCUCAUGGAACGUCAACUCUUGGAGUUGCUCGACUGGAAUUUGAGACUAGAAGAACACCAACUGCACGACUCUCUCAAAUCUCUACUAGAACCAAUCAAAUACGAUCUACAAAGAUCUCGCAAGAUCAUGGCUCGCAACAAUUACCAUCAGCGUAACAUGAGCGCUUGCUCCAGUACUAGCACUUUGCUUGGGACUCCAAGCUUGCAAUCACUCAAAUCGCUACCGUCAUUGCCUAGGUUGCCCUCAUUGCCCUCUCUGGCGGCGUCUCAAACGCUGCCGAACAAACUGUCAAUGGACACGCAAAUGUAUUUGCAUCGCGACUACAGUACUGCCACGUUGGUGUAA